AUGAGGCUCCAGCUGGAGAAGCAGCUCCUCUUCCUCUCCCUUCUCUGUGUUUUCUGCAAGGUGUGCGCCCAGCUGUGCCGCAGGCCAUGCUACUGCCCCUGGGUGCCACCCCGCUGCCCCCGUGGGUCUCCCCUGGUCCUGGAUGGUUGUGGCUGCUGUAAGAUCUGUGCCCGGCGCCUGGGAGAACCCUGUGACUUCCUCAACGUCUGUGACCAGAGCCAGGGCCUCAUCUGUGACUACAGCAUGGCAUCUGCAGGGACAGGAGCCACCUGCAACUUCGAAGACAGCGAGGAGGGCUGUGAGGUGAACGGCCGGGUCUAUAGAGACGGGGAGGUUUUCCAGCCCAGCUGCAAACUGCAGUGCCGCUGCCUGGACGGGGGCUUCACCUGCGUCCCGCUCUGCCAGGAGGACGUCCGGCUGCCCACUCCCGACUGCCCCUACCCACGGCGCGUGGAGAUCCCAGGCAAGUGCUGCCCCGAGUGGAUCUGUGAAGCCCGGGACCAGCAUCUCCGCCGGAAUGCUGUGGCAGCCCCCGGGGCAGCAUCCUCGCUGCUGCCGUACCCCUGCCAGGACUGGAGCACAGAGUGGAGCGCCUGCUCCGUCACCUGUGGCAUGGGCUUCUCCACCCGCGUCUCCAACCAGAACCGGUACUGCAGGCUGGAGACUCAGAGGCGGCUCUGCAUGGCCAGACCCUGCCCGGCUCUGCCAGCAGCAUUCCCAGCGAACAAACACGAACCCUGCCGCUCCUCAUCCCAGGCAAGGCGCUGGCGGUUUGGCCGGGCUGGGGUGCGCAGCGGUGCCGACAUUCCGCCCGCCGGCCAAGCAACGCCCGCCGGGGAGCCGGGAAACGGAGGAAAGGAAGCGCAAAGACGAGCCGGGCCGGCUCCCGACGGGCUGGAGCUGCUCCAGCGCUGUCGGCUCGGCAGAGCUGUUCCAGCUCCGUCUUUGCUUUCUCGCAGCGAUGAGAAAAAAAUCCUUCUGGUGACAGAAAAAUGA
Indicator indicator is the source of this 996-nucleotide messenger RNA. It is a transcript of the gene CCN5, whose product is annotated as cellular communication network factor 5. NCBI's taxonomy places the organism in Eukaryota, Metazoa, Chordata, Aves, Piciformes, Indicatoridae. Gene Ontology annotation, cellular component: extracellular matrix; extracellular region. Gene Ontology annotation, molecular function: integrin binding; heparin binding. The record is from RefSeq and is a predicted model, not a curated record. Bases 1 to 996 code for a protein of 331 amino acids. Gene Ontology annotation, biological process: cell adhesion; signal transduction. The transcript is spliced from 5 exons.